Messenger RNA from Pygocentrus nattereri (red-bellied piranha), 2865 nucleotides. RefSeq names its product transglutaminase 8 (gene tgm8). The transcript is spliced from 13 exons. The record is from RefSeq and is a predicted model, not a curated record. Bases 1 to 2865 code for a protein of 954 amino acids. Lineage: Eukaryota; Metazoa; Chordata; Actinopteri; Characiformes; Serrasalmidae. Gene Ontology annotation, biological process: peptide cross-linking. Gene Ontology annotation, molecular function: protein-glutamine gamma-glutamyltransferase activity.
AUGGCAACAUCUCAGGCGAUCAGCGCUGGAUUAGACGGCAGUCUACCUCAAGCGGCUGCUUCGGCUGCGGGGGAUGAGGAGUAUUGGCCUCGACUCGGAGCUAAGCCUAAGGCCACGAAGGUGUACUGCUCCACGCCGAGCCAGGCCGAGCCAUGGUCCGUUGCAGGUGGACGCUCGCGGGAUGGUAGGCGCUCCGCCCGCCACCCGACAACUAGGAAGAUCUGUAUAAGCAACAGAUUCUCCGUACUGGAAGAGCUGGAUGAUGCCAAUCCAACAACACCCAUCAGAGUGAGCUCUCCAGCCAUCAACUUCACCCCUGCUCCAUCCAAAAACUCCACCGGGCAGCGAGCCACACCUGACCUUCAGAACUGUGGUUUAGCUCCGAGGGACAUCCCCACCUCCAGAAGACCAUCCGGCCAAGCUCCCUCCCAGACCCACACCCUGAGCGAUCAGCCUGAACCCCCACAAGAAACUGCCGAUCAAACACCACUGAUCACCGAGCCGCGACCGCAUCGUUUACCCCCGCGACAGGCCCGCAGGCCUAAACAAACCACCCUCAUAGUUGGCGACUCGAUUGUCAGGAACAUUCAGCAUCGCUCAGCUGCUGUCCACUCAGUCUCUGGUGCAAAGGUCUCUGACAUUACGCUGCAGCUUCCCAGUCUUUUAAGAAAACACCAUUCAGUGGAGAGGAUAAUAAUCCACGUGGGAUGUAACGACAUCAGAAACCAGAGCACAGAACUGUUAAAAAAGGACUUCACGUGCCUGCUGUCCUCCAUACAAGACUGUGAUGUGCACAAGGUGCAGCUCCACUGCACAGAGAACAACCAAAAGCACCGCACUGAUGACAUUGCUGUGAACAGGCUGAUAGUGCGGAGGGGGCAGCCCUUCCAGCUGACCUUCCAUGCAGAACAAGCCUUCCGACCAAAGCAGGACUUCUUCCAACUUGUUGUGCAGACAGGUCCAAAUGCAUCUGAAGCGAAGGGCACAAAGUCAACAUUUGGCCUUCAGGCCGGCUGCGGCUUUGGCAAGCCAUGGAGCAUGGAGCUGAGCGGGAGUACAGACAAAACCUUUACAAUGACUGUCUACUCUCCAGCUAAUGCCAGCAUUGGACUCUACAAGCUUUCCAUGUUGACUGGAUCUACCACCAGCACAGAAACCUCAAUAGGAACACUGAUUGUUCUGUUCAAUCCCUGGUGUGAAGAUGACUGGGUGUACCUGCCUAAGGAGGAGGAAAGACAAGAGUAUGUAAUGAAUGAACAAGGACUGAUUUACAGUGGAAACUGCAAAUUUAUUGAAUCUAUGUCCUGGGACUUUGGACAGUUUGAAGAUGAUAUAAUUGACAUUUGCCUGAAGCUCCUGGAUGUGAACCCGAAAUGUUUAAUUAAUGCGAAGGAAGAUUGUUCUGCACGCUGCAGUCCCGUCUACGUUGGCCGGGUGGUGAGUGCCAUGAUAAAUAAGGAUGAUGCUGAUGACGGUGUGAUAAUGGGAAGAUGGGACGGCUUAUACAGAGAUGGAGUCAACCCAGGGUUCUGGAGCAGCAGCGUGGACAUCUUAAGGAAAUGGUUUAAAAACGCAUGCCGUCCAGUCAAAUAUGGACAGUGCUGGGUGUUUGCUGCUGUUAUGUGUACAGUGAUGAGAUGUUUAGGCAUUCCAUGCCGUGUCGUCACCAACUUUGAGUCAGCUCAUGACACUAAUGAAAACCUCCUUGUUGAUGUGUACAUGAAUGACAAUGGACUAUUCAGGAAUAAGGAGGAUGGGAAAGACAGUAUAUGGAACUUCCAUGUCUGGGUGGAGGCUUGGAUGAAGCGCCCUGAUAUCUCUGACGGAGGCAUCUAUGAUGGCUGGCAGGUGCUGGACCCAACUCCACAGGAGAUGAGUGAAGGUGUGUUCUGCUGCGGUCCAGCUCCAGUGAAGGCCAUCCUGGAGGGUGAGACCAAGACCAAUGUGAAGUACGACGUACCUUUCGUGUAUGCAGAGGUCAAUGCAGACAUAGUGAGAUGGAUGUUUAGGCCCGAUGGCUCCAAGAUAAAGUACAGCACAGAUAGGACCUCUGUUGGACAGUUCAUCAGCACAAAGGCUGUGGGAAGUGACAAGAGACUGGAUAUCACCAAUCAAUACAAAUACCCAGAAGGCUCCAGGGCAGAGAGAGAUCGAUUCAGUCGUGCCAUGAGAAAUAUGUUCAUUUCUGAUGACAUUGAAGAUGUUCCAGCAUUUCAGGCCGUGCUGAUGAUGAUUCAGGAGGUGGUUCAGCCAGUAAGUGGUUCAGACAUCAAGCUGAGACUGUCUGUGCGCAAUAAUCGCUCCACACCUCAGGCUCUCAGUCUCCAGAUCAAUGCGCAGGCCAUGAGAUACACUGGCAUCCCCACAGAGCACGUCUACAAGGAACAGAAUGAGCUGCAACUCCAACCUUAUGGAGAGCUAUCCCUCCACAUCAACAUCCCUUUUGCAAAUUACGGACCAAAAAUGCUGUUCAACAACAGCAUUAAAGUCUUGGCAAUUGCCAGGAAUAUACGUGACUCCAAAGAGAUCUACAUAGCUGAGAAAGAUAUCGUCCCACAGAGACCAGCUCUUACUCUGACGGUGGGUGGAACAGCUGUUCAGUAUAGAGAGAUCACGGCAGAGGUGGUGUUUGAGAAUCCUCUGCUUGAAACUUUAAAAAAUUGCUCCAUCACACUGAUUGGGAGCGGUUUGCUGCAGCAGCCAGAGAUAUUUCGGGCUGCUCUGAUUGGCCCAAAAGAAAGGAUGAAGAUCUCAGUGCCGUUCCGGCCCUGUCGCGCUGGCCUUAAGAAGCUUGUUGCUGACUUCCAGUGCUCAGCCUUCGCCAAAAUCAACGCCAGCUGCAACAUUGAUGUCAAACCUGCCUGA